CUGUUCAACACGCUGUGACGUUCUUCAAUUCAAAUCCAGUCUCGCGGGAGUUCCUUUCAUAGCAACGCUGCUGGAUACGAGCAGCGCGCUCACUGUGGCGGAUUAAAAACAAUAACAACCAACGUCCUGUAGAGGAUGGCCACAUUCCCUCAGCCGCCAGCAGAUGGAGGCGAGAGUCAUUCUGUUGGACAAACACCCAGAAACCAAGCAGGAGCUCAAAGUCAGCACAGUGUUGGCCAUGACUGGAGGCAGCCCAGGACGGUCACAGGUGGCUCGGAGCUUCAGAGACCAGGGGGGCACUCGUUGCACCUAGAGUUUCAGGACAGUAACCUAUCUCCAGCGCUUUCCCUGUUGCCUUCAGUCUCUGUUGAACACAACUUCACUGAAUAUUCAUUAUUCCACCAAAGUGAUAAUGAAUUUGCCCCUUUGAGAGCGUACCCUGAUGUUUCCACGGCAUCUGAGAUGUUUCACUUUCCACCCCAUGAUCAGAGCACUCAAGCAUCUGAGCAUGAGUCAUUGUCUCAACACCCUUUGGCACAGGCAAGCAUUUUUUCUGAAGAAGGAGCAAGCUGCUUUGUGUCUCAGGAUAGUUUGUCGCCACAGGAUGAAGCCAAACAAGUGAAAAAUGCUCACUCUGAUCUAAUUCCAGUAGAUAACAGAGAAGCAGCAGGCAGUCUAGUAGGAGAGCCUCCUGAAGAUGAGCUUUUUUUUCUGAGGAAGGAUGUUUCUGUGAAGCAACUUCUGGGCCGCCUUCAGGAAGAUGUUGGUAUGCUAAGCAGCAGUAGUGCAGUUUCCUCUGAUUCUGGGAAUUCUAUGAAGAGCAUUACGUAUUUGGAUGAAGGGCCUAAAAAAAACAACCAUCGCAUGAUUGAAAGAGAAGGUCCUCCAGGUGAAGCCUCUCUCCCACAGCAGCAAACACAGCAACCCAACAUACUUACAAAACCUGAGCAGUCACAAGCGCUGUCGUCUGAGGUCUGUAACAUCACCAUGGGGUCACGCAGCACUCAACCCGAUGACAGUACACAACAGCUGCACAGAGAGCUGGUGUCUGAGGCUGGAAGGCGUUGUGCUCAUGAAACUGUAUCUAAAAACCUGCAGCAGCAAAGCCCAUCACUACCUGGUCAGUCUCUUACACCAAAUCCCACAGAGACGCCUGAGGACAAGUUGGGAGUGAGGAGAAUUAAUCAGCCUGUGCCUGGGACGGGGCCAUUUUCUACAGGUAUAACACAGACUCACAGAGAACAAGACCUCUGGUUUUCAGGAAACCAAACAGGCAUUGAUGGGUCCUUCCUAGGCUUCCUUCCGCAAUCUCAGUCCACUCCAGGGGUUUUUAAAUGGCCACCAAAAUCCACGGACAAAGCUCAAUUAGGGCAACUUUCUGAUGUGCAGUCCAGUGAAGAUAAUUCAUGUCAAACAAACACUGGCAUCUCCCCACAACCAGCGGUUCCUGUGCCUGCAGCAACUCUGUGCCAAGAGGAAGCUACCACUGCAGAAGUCCAGUCUCUCCCAAGUCUCAACUAUAUGCAGAAAGUAGAUGCUUGGAGGGCAAACCAGAGUUCAGGCAAGACGUCACUCUUUGACAGCCUGGCACUGCAGGGGUUUUCUGGUGUUUCUCCUAAAAAGAAAGCUUAUGACGCAGUGUCUGACACCUUGAAUCACAUCCUCACUCAGCACGUGAAGAAUCUACAACCUCCGGUUUCAAGUGCUGCUAAGCAGACUGUCACACAGAGCUCCCCAGCUCCCUCUGGUGCUUCCUCUCCAACCAGAGGGGAGGCAGUGGGCAGUGCUCCCAAUGACCGAGAACUCAGCAAGUCUGGAGCUCGACCCUCGUCUUCUCCGUUUGGCAGGUCACAGUCCCACUCCUCACUAAGCACCGUCGUCAUGUUGGUGCAGAGAGAUCAGCACACAGACAGACCUGCAGAAAACAAGAUGCUUGAUGAGCAGCAGAUCAGCCGCACUGUUCAACCCUCACCUCUAAUGAGCCUCGGUCACUUCAGUGAUGUGUCUGUUGACAAAGACGUAGCACUCUCAAGUUCCCAAGACAGUUACAACAGUGGAAUAAAGUUAGCAACUUCUGUGGGAGCUUCUUCAGUCACCAGUCUAGAUGUCGAUAAUUAUGCCCCAUACUGGACUUCAAAACUGUCAACACCACCACCUCGGGCCAGGGCUCGAGAGCUCAACAUCGAAGAACGAAUUCCGUUGUACCUUCAUAACCUGGGUAUUGACCAGUCUCCCUCUGCAAUCCUGACUCCAUUUGUACCCAGAGGGCCAAUCAGGGAGCCUGAAUUCUCUCCAACUGAUCUCUGUACAAUUAAAGGAUCGGUUGGAACCCCGUCCAAGAGUACACAGCCUUCAGAAGGUGGUAGCCCCCAUAAAGGAGAGUUUUCCAGGUCCAGCAUUCUUUCCGUGGACUCUAGUGUUUCCAUUCCACUUAGCCUUGAUAGUCUUGGAGCAGCUGUUCUUCUUCCAGAGCAGAUACAGGGAUCUUGUACUUCAUCAGACACAGAAACCCAGAGUCAGCGCAGACUGGCAUCCUCCUCCCAAUCUGAUGAUGAGUGUAAGGCCAGCCAACAGCAGGAGGACUGUAGUUUAACCAGCAGCCAGAACACUGAGCAGACAGCUGGCGGGUUUGACUCAAAGGCCAGCGAUGUAAAAGGACACGUUGUGUCACCCAUGCAGCCAAACCGUCAUCUGGAUCAAAGUGCAGAUGAUUCCUUUGUGAGCUCGAAGGCCUUGUGGGAGAUCCGUAAACUCCUUUCUCAGGCAGAGAAUGUGGUGUCUGCUGCCACCUCUGCAGCUUCUUCAGCGUCUGCUGCGCUGCCGCGUUUGCUCUCUGAUAGUAAUGUUUUCCUCUCGACGAACAAGAAAGCCACCGGGCUCCAGAACUCCUUUCUUUCAGCCUCAUCCUCCUCUGCAGCUGAAGAUACCAGGAAUUGGUCCUCCUUCCUGGGAGCCAGGUCAUCAUCUGACUCUAUGCUGAUCUCAGAGAGACCAAGACAAAGCUCUGUGGGUGGAGACAGAGUCGCCACCUCAUGGCAACCUGUUUAUCCAUCAACACAAGCCCUUGCUGCAGAGAGGGAGCCACAAGAUGGUACUGCAGACUCAUCUGCCCUCUCCAAAUCGGCGCGACGGGCAGAGCCUGAAGGCUGCAGCGCUGCACCCCCAGCACAGCCACCGGUCGUAAAGCCUCUCCCUUCUGUGAGUACAGAGGGUCCAGAGGAGGAGAAAGCUAGCGUAGGAGGCUCUGCAGGGAGCGACUCCUCCUCACCCAUCCUGGGGGACAUGGACCAGGGAGCGGGUAGUGAUGGAAGCAGUGAGAGCUCACUGGCCGUUCGAGUAGCUAAGUUACUGCGGAGCGACUCUCCGGCCACGAUGGUGUCUAGUACAACCAGCAGCACUGACCAGGAGGAGAACAAAGCUAGAGAGUGGAUCAGGCAGACGGUCUCUGGACAACAGUGCCAGUCUUUGGAGCUGAACAAAGAAGAUAGAGAGCGGAUCGAAGAGAUCAAGAGAGAGCUGCUGUUGAAAAAGCCAGUAAAGAGCCAGGGCAGCACAGACACAGAGAGCAGUGCAUCAUCCAGUCUUCAAGCUCCAAUGAGCGAAGGCCAAUGUCAGCAAACAGAGCUCUCAGCCCUCAGGGACACGAACCUGACACGUCCAGGUCUCAGCACAGACCUCCUGGGCCCUAGUGUUCAGCCUAUGAACUCUCCUUGUCCAGAUUUAGAAGCUCAAGUACGUGAAAUUGCAGCCAGAGAAGGAGUUGCCCUCCCUAAAACAAAGCCUCUGGCUAUAACGUCCAUCACUAUCGCCACCAGGAGGCGCUCCACCUCACCCUCUUCACCCACGUCACCUGCACCUCCCUUCAGCCCAGCCCCAGAGCCGCUCCACCUCGCUGAGCUCUCCACAGGAGCAGUUGACCAGCCUCAGGCUAACUGGGAGCUUCCCCCAACUCAGGAUGAGUACCAGGAAACAAGCCAAAGACGCUUCACUCAAAACCAAACCCUGACGUCAGGAUAUCAGGAGAGGCAAAACACAUUUGGAGGCCAAUUUGAAGAAUGUCCUCUACCCUUGAAAGAUUUGGAUAGAGAAGACCUGAAUGUCCACAAACGCUUUGUUUCUGACGGCCUUGGAGCCGAGCAGUCCGCAGUCUCCACCACCUCUGAGUCUCCUGCUAAGACUGGUCACAUCUCUCACGUUCAUCUCACUCUGUCUCCCAAAGAUCACAGCUUGAACUUUGCUCCAUCCAGUGACGCAGCUGAUGUCACGAGGCUGCAAAGACAGGAAUCGGUUCCCCUCAGACAUGUUCCUUCUGAUCCCAGCAGUCCAGACGAAGGUGUUGGUUUGUCCAGUCCACCGGAGUGGUUCGACUCCACAAAGCCAAAAGGCCAGCGAGGCACCGCUCACCUGUUUAAAGCCGUGGUUACCCAGGAAAGAAGCAUCUCCACAUCCACACAGCACAGACCUGAGGUUUCCCCAAAGAACGUGACCACUGAGUCACCAGCUGUGCCUGUCCUGCUGCCUUACAAACCUCGUGGCAGUGAGGAGCUCUUCUACGUCCCUCAGACAGACGCUGGUGUCUUUUCCACAGACGCCUCUGACACCACCAUGGAGAGCUCACACACAGGCUCGGAUGAUGCUGUUCCUCCACGCUUCAGUAGUGAGGUCCUAGGGCACCAGGACCCGGGUUUGGACCGUGGAGUAAACAUCAGACACACAGAGGGCAUCUACAGCAAGAGGCUCAGAAUGCAACGUGAGCACACAGCAGAUAAAUGUUCACAGACAGAUUUCGGGCAAACUUCAGCAGCACCAUCUCGGGUAUCAGUUGCUUUUACUCGACUGCCUUCAUCGAGCCAACAAGAAGGCACAAAGAGAGACCAGGGGACCAGCCCGGUCCAGUUCCCUAGUUAUGAGCCAAGCAGAAGGGACUUUCAGCCUGUUCUUGUAGAUGUGGUCCACGACAGAGGCAGACGCAAAACCCAACGCUCUGUCCCUGAGGCAGGACGAGAGCGGGAUCAGCAGAGGAGGGACCCUGAUGUUUCUCAGUCCACCUCCCAGCAAACAGGCAGCAAUCUGGACCAGCUGUGGCAGAGGUUCUGUGACCGGUGGACUUUGGAGGAGGCACGACCGACCAGGGACCGAGAAGCAUCACUGCUGGAACGUCUCGAGCGCCUGUCGCGUCUUAUUAACAGCACAAGGGCUGCUGAUGGGUCAGAGCAGCAACAGAAGGAAUAUUCUGCUUCUUAUUCCACAAGACAGAAGCUAGAAAAGCAGAGAGGAGAUGCAGCAAAGAAAGAAAGGAGGCGUUCUGACACCAGAGAAACGGAGAGGAACCUCAGAGGAAGCCGAGGAGCAGAAGAUGCUCACGUCUGGACACGGACGCUCCAGGAGGAGGAGGAGGAGGACAGUCAUGCCUCCAGCCUCUCCCACAGCUCCUUGCACAGUCAGCAUCUCUGUCCUGCAGACAAAGACGAGACGGAGACGCUGUCCACCACCUCCAGCUCCAUGUCCACCAUCGACACGGCGCGACUUAUCCGAGCGUUCGGUGCUCACAGAGUCCAGCACCUGAAAAGCAGCUCCAGCCUCAGUAAACUGUACAGCGCCAUCAACAGGCAGAAAGACGGAAGGGAGCAGAGGAGAGGCAGAAACCCAGACUCCAUCGUCAUCCAGUCAGAGAACACAGUCACCGACGAAUCAGUCGCUGCUGAUUCAGCCAGCUCUUAUUCUCUGCCCUCACACCAUGGCCUCUCUAGGUCUCUGGCUGCCAAGAGGAGCGUUAGGCUGGUCAACAAAGGCAUUCAGGCAGGUGACCUGGAGAUUGUCAGUAACGGGACCCGACGCCACACUAGAGACGUUGGAACCACUUUCCCUUCGCCUCGUGAAAGUGGAGCUGCGAGGACAAUCUCAUCUUCCUCGUACAGCAUGGAGAGAGGAAGAGGAGGGAAGAGGAGCCCUUCAAAGAGUCAAACAUUACAACAGAGAAAGAGCAAGAGGAGCUCAUCAAAACGUUACCCUCAAGGUGUGUCUUGGUUCAUCUCUGCUGACAACCUGAGCUCGGACGCAAAGAAGGAGAACCAGCCAGAGGAGUCGACAUGGAGGCCGAGCACAGCCUGGUUUGAGCUGUACAGCAGGAGACACCCGUGGAGAGAACCGCUCAGACAGAGACAAGUCCAUGAGGACAGAAACCAACAGCCCUCAUCGAUCCAUGAUACUGAGACAGAUCCAGAGCCUAGAACCAAAACGACGUCCUCUGGUCUGGCUCGCGUCUCCCUUCAGGAGGCGCUGGAGAUGCGGCGUCCAGAGUUCAUCUCUCGCUCCAGACAGAGGGUGAGGCGUCUGGCUCUGCAGGUGGAGGAGAGAAGGCUGGAGUCCGUCUUCCUCAGGGAGAGGGACGAGUACCAGCCCACAGGACGGAGGAGGCUGCCGAAGCCUGCGGGCACUGGUUUCCUCAGAAGAGCUGUUCCCAGGAAGGAAAUGAUCCAGAGAUCCAAACAGAUCUAUGAGAAUCUGCCAGAGGUGCAGCGAAGGAAAGAGGAAGAACGGAGGAAAGCUGAGUAUCGGUCGUAUCGCCUCAAUGCCCAACUCUACAACAAGAGAAUCACCAGCCGUGUCCUGGGCAGAACAGCGUGGCAGUAAUUUUAAAUUAGCUCUAGCUUAAAUCUGUGAAACAGUUUGAGUAGUUUCAAAACUGAACAACCAAACCUACCUAAUGUUUUUAUUUAUUUGUGAUAAGUUUUUAAUUUUAAAAUUAUGUAGAAAACUAGACUUUUAAUGAAACAAUGGACUGUUUUAAACAUUUUUAAUAAAACAAUUAACUAUUUCA
Messenger RNA from Betta splendens (Siamese fighting fish), 6820 nucleotides. RefSeq names its product ALMS1 centrosome and basal body associated protein (gene alms1). The coding region runs from base 136 to 6633 and encodes 2165 amino acids. Lineage: Eukaryota; Metazoa; Chordata; Actinopteri; Anabantiformes; Osphronemidae. The transcript has 17 exons. Gene Ontology annotation, biological process: regulation of centriole replication. The record is from RefSeq and is a predicted model, not a curated record. Gene Ontology annotation, cellular component: cytosol; centrosome; centriole.